CUUUUCUCCCCCUUCUCCUAUUGGCUCCUAGCUCAUCAGCUCCUCUUCCUCUCUUUCCUUUACUAGGUUUUCUCGCCAUUUCAAAUCCAAAAUCCAACACGCGUACCCCUCUCGCUCCCCCUCUCUUAUACAUCGACGAGCCUCUCGAUCCAAAUCUAUCAAUGAAUUAGGGUUCCUAUCUCUCUAAUUUUUUACGAUCUUCGAUAUUAUUGCAGAAGAUUAGCUUCAGUUUCCUCUCUCCAUAUGAAUCUGAAUUGUGCAACCAAGGAAAUGACCGGACUGUCCUUUCCGUUGGAUCGAAAUCCGCUCGAUUCUCCUGCCUCCACUAAUCCUCUUCAAAGUGGUAGAAAUGCCUUCUGUUUGUUAGUGCAGAGAGAGAUUUGUCCGAGAACGAAGCACACACCGAAAAGGCGGUGGGGAGAAGAUGCUCAUUGGAAUUCGAAUUCGUCGUCCUCACCUAAAACUGAGCAAGCUAGAGAUGCAAAACGCGGUCUUAUUUCGUGGGUUGAGGCGGAGUCGUUGCGGCAUUUAUCGGCCAAGUAUUGCCCGUUGGUGCCUCCUCCAAGGUCGACCAUAGCAGCAGCAUUUAGUCCUGAUGGAAAAACACUUGCUUCUACGCAUGGUGAUCACACGGUGAAGAUAAUCGAUUGUCAAACUGGAAAUUGCUUAAAGGUGUUGAUGGGUCACCGGAGGACCCCGUGGGUGGUCAGGUUCCACCCACUGCAUCCGGAAAUUCUUGCAAGUGGAAGCUUGGAUUAUGAAGUUCGCUUAUGGGAUGCAAACACAUCAGAGUGUAUAGGAUCUCGUGAUUUCUAUCGUCCUAUUGCUUCCAUUGCUUUCCAUGCAGAAGGAGAAUUGCUGGCUGUUGCAUCAGGUCACAAGUUGUACAUAUGGCACUACAAUAAGAGAGGGGAGGCAUCUUCACCAACCAUUGUAUUGAGGACUAGGCGUUCUCUUCGAGCAGUGCAUUUUCACCCGCACGGGGCUCCAUUUCUCUUGACUGCUGAGGUCAAUGAUCUUGACUCUUCAGAUUCCUCGAUGACACGGGCAACAUCUCCCGGUUACCCGAGAUAUCCUCCUCCUGCUGUUUUUGUCGCAAAUGGUCAGUCCAAUGAUCGUGUUAGCUUGGCUUCUGAACUACCUCUUGUGUCCUUUCCUUUGCUGUUCGUGCCUUCAUUUUCCAUAGAUGAUACUAGAGUAGAUGUUAAUAGACAUGUCAAUUCAUGUACAAUGCUAGUGGAGUCCUCUACUUCAACCCAGCCUCAAAUGGAUACGAAUGCAGCAGAUAGAUAUGAUCCCUUGGUAUCUCCCAUGGAGACAUUUCCUGCAGUCCCUUCUAGUUCAUAUACCAGUGCAGAAGGUAUAGUAAGUAAUGCUUUCCCGUCUGGAAUGGGAAAUAGUGUUUCUAACAGCAGAGAAGAUGCCAUGGAGACCGAUGAAAUGCAGUCUGUAGGGGGGAACCCACAAGGAAACUCUGUUAAUUUAGAGACAUUUGGUGUUGGUAAUAGUGCAACGGAUGGAGUACCUGCACAUACUUCAGUUAGGCAGCAGUCCACUGAUUUUGGGCAACUUCAGCAGUUUCUACCCUCCAGAGACUCCACGAGGUGGGAGCUCCCACCCUUUUUGCAAGGAUGGUUAAUGGGUCAGAGCCAAGCUGGUGUUCCAUCGACACUUCCUCUUAAUAGUGGUGGUCAUGAACUUUCAGCCCAGUAUUUCGGUCCUUCCUCAUUAGCAUCUUAUCUGUCUACUCAGAAUGUGGAAGCUGCAGUGGCUUCUUUAGCAAUGCCUGGAAGCACCAGCCUAUCUGGGGUUUCUGGGAGAUCUGGCUCGCGGCAUCGCGUUUCACGCUCCCGGUUCUCUGUGCCUGAAUCUGGGGAAAGUGUGGCUCCCAUCAAUAUGCAACACGAGGGUACUGAUAAUCAGCCCUUAUUUAAUAGAAUCCAAUCUGAAAUUGCCACGUCAUUGGCAGCUGCUGCAGAGUUACCAUGCACCGUAAAGCUUAGAGUGUGGUCACAUGACAUAGAACAUCCUUGUGCUCCACUCAAUUCUGAUAAAUGUUGCUUAACCAUACCUCAUGCUGUCCUUUGUAGUGAAAUGGGUGCUCAUUUUUCACCAUGUGGAAGAUAUUUAGCUGCCUGUGUUGCUUGCAUGCUGCCCCAUAUGGAAGCUGAUCCUGGUUUACAAACGCUUGUCCAUCAAGAUACUGGAACCGCAACUUCUCCUACUCGACACCCAAUAUCAGCUCACCAAGUUAUGUACGAGCUUCGCAUAUAUUCCCUGGAGGAGGCAACUUUUGGUUCAGUGCUUGUGUCACGUGCAAUUAGAGCUGCUCAUUGUUUGACUUCAAUCCAGUUCUCACCAACAUCUGAGCACAUAUUACUGGCUUACGGUCGACGCCACGUAUCCCUUCUAAAAAGCAUUGUCAUUGAUGGGGAAACAAAAUCACCUAUCUAUACGGUUUUGGAGGUUUACAGAGUUUCAGAUAUGGAACUUGUGAGAGUGCUUCCUAGUGCAGAGGAUGAGGUCAAUGUCGCUUGUUUUCAUCCCUUUGCUGGGGGAGGUCUUGUUUAUGGAACCAAGGAAGGGAAACUUAGAGUCCUCAAGUAUGAUGGUGCCCAUGGUGUUUGUUGUACAGGACCAAGUUACUUUCCUGAAGAGAACAUGGCUGAGGUAGAAUAGAAUGAAAGGUGCAGACAUAUGCUCUAGAAGGUUAAAACCCCAUGAUUCCAGUUUGUGCAAUCUGUGCAGCUCAGGCCUGGUGGUAUUGACUCUGUCACCUUAUUUCAUUUUUCUAUACAACGUAUCGAAAUUUCAGAUUCUGCCCUAUCAAUGUUCGUACGUUUACUGAGGUUCUGCAAUGUCUGCUACCAUGGGGCCAGAAAGCUCACACCAUUGUAUACGAGGCAGAUGUUUAACAUUCGCUGCGCGUCUUGCAGUACCAGAUUUGAAGCAGGUUUGACUAACUUCCGGAGAUCUACAUUUCCUGAUUUCCUAAAAUUGGGAAAUGUAUUCUGAUUUAUGUGCUAAAAUGUAAAAUAUUGUGCCUCAGUAGUAUACUAAUACAAGUCUGUAUUUUUUCCUUUUAA
Molecule: messenger RNA, 3086 nt
Organism: Populus trichocarpa (black cottonwood)
Lineage: Eukaryota; Viridiplantae; Streptophyta; Magnoliopsida; Malpighiales; Salicaceae
Exons: 14
Coding region: 244-2679 (811 amino acids)
Biological process (GO): autophagy
Cellular component (GO): intracellular membrane-bounded organelle
Molecular function (GO): protein binding
Source: RefSeq, a predicted model, not a curated record